GAGAGAAGGCUUUAAUUUGACUCCAAAGUCUAACUUUCCAGGCACGCUUAAUUCAUCGUCACCAAAUUUAUUAGCUAGUUCCAUGGAAGAAUCUAAUCAAUUUCUUCAGAACGGGUCUCUUUCUCCUCAUUUGCCUAAUACCGUCGAACUUCUUCCAAAUCAAGAAAACCAGCACCUGAAUGAUCAAUCCCACGCCAGAAACCCUAAGUCAAAAAUAGAUUAUUCUCGGUUGACUAGUCAGCUUGCAGAAAAUCAAAAUUCUCUUAACAUGGGAUCUGAUGAAAAUAACAAGCACAGAUCCUUGCAUCCUCUGGAGGUUCAAUUGCAAAGCCUGAGAAUUGAUUCUGCAAUGAAAGGACUACUUCAUGAAAGUCUUGUUAAUCAAGAAGUACUGUCUGGAAAUAAUAAUAUUAUAAAUAAUCAAAUCCUACUUGGAAACUCUGGGAUUGGACCAAGCCAUGUCCAGCAAGUCCAAGUAGGCAACUUUGGGAUUGGAUCAAACCAUGCCUAUAAAGGGCCACCUCGUGACAAAAUUUCAAACCAUCAAACCCUAGCUGGAAACUUUGGUAUUGGACCAUGGCCUGGUUGUCAUGUAGAACUACCUCAUGGGAACAAUACAAACAAGGAAACCGUAGCUGGGAAUUCUGGGAUUGGACCAAGCCGUGGUUAUAAUUCUUCUGAUGCAGGAAGACUAUUGAUGAGACAGCAGAGAUAUAACACCAUAACAUCACUAGAAGCUGCAACGGAAUCAAGGGUGGUUUCAAUGUCAAAAGAGGAAGAUGGGAGUGAAUUUUUGGUGAGAAUGUUGGAUAUGAAGAACCCUGGAGAUAUUGAAUUCAUUUCAAGGGAGGUCAUUGAUCACUUGCAAGAUCUAAUGAUGGAUCAGUUUGGGAGUCGUGUGAUUCUAAAGUUUUUUGACAUACUCAAUGAGGAUCAGUUGACUUCCUUUUUUGACAUGAUCACUAACAAUUUGCUCCAGUUUGAAACUGUCUGUAAAAACUAUAUCGGAAGUAGAGUUAUACAAAACAUGAUAGAUCAUUUUACAACAGAAAGGCAUAUAGAUCACUUUACAAAUGCUCUGGAGCAAAUUGUUGUCCCAUUGGCCACUUCCCCACAUGGUAGUUAUGUCCUUCAGCAUUUCAUGGAAACUUGUCCCCCUUCUUUUUCAAAGAAUAUAUUAGAUGUAAUGGCAUUUGAAUGCACUCAUAUCGCCACAGACAUAAAGGGUUGCUCUGUUCUUCAAAGAUGUCUAUCUUUUGCUACACCUGAGUCUUCUCUCUUGUUGAUUUGGGCAAUUAGCAAUCAUGUAUCAUUUCUAGCACCACAUCAACAUGGGAAUUAUGUGGUGCAAUAUGUAAUAAAGUUGAAGAUGUCUAGACUUAAUGAAGAUAUAGUAAAUCGACUCAAAGGCCAAUAUGUUGACUUGUCUAUGAACAAGUAUGCUAGUAAUGUGGUGGAACAUCUGUUGCAAUUCUCAACUGAUAAGAAUGUUGCUGUUAUAGUUCAUGAGAUCAUGGCUAGCCCUAGAUUUUUGCAUCUUCUUCAAGACUCUUAUGGGAAUUAUGUUGCUCAGAAAUCUUUAGAAUGCUCUGCGGGACAUCUCUACCAUAAGUUGGUGAACCAAAUUUCGCAACAUUUUAGAGAUUUGCGUGCUGACCAAUAUGGAAAAAGGGUUUUAGAAUUUAUGUAUGGCAGACGCAAAUUUCAUCCAAAAUUUUGAAGAAGAUCAACAAAAGGGAUUUGGAAUGUAACUGUAAAAUGUGCAUCGGAUGCAAAUCUUUGAUGUACGGGCCAAUUUAGUUGUGUUGUUAGGCUUUUAAUUUGUUAUUGGUAGUUGUUUUAAUUUGGAGGUUAUAGAUUGUACGUGUUUGGUAUGUGUUUAGUUUUACUAAGUUCUAUUCAUAGUUUGUAGAAUUUA
Prosopis cineraria is the source of this 1918-nucleotide messenger RNA. Its product is annotated as pumilio homolog 12-like. The transcript is spliced from 6 exons. Gene Ontology annotation, biological process: post-transcriptional regulation of gene expression. The record is from RefSeq and is a predicted model, not a curated record. The coding region runs from base 83 to 1720 and encodes 545 amino acids. Gene Ontology annotation, cellular component: cytoplasm. Gene Ontology annotation, molecular function: mRNA binding. Lineage: Eukaryota; Viridiplantae; Streptophyta; Magnoliopsida; Fabales; Fabaceae.